Messenger RNA from Nylanderia fulva, 2180 nucleotides. Its product is annotated as lamin. Gene Ontology annotation, molecular function: structural constituent of cytoskeleton. The record is from RefSeq and is a predicted model, not a curated record. Gene Ontology annotation, cellular component: nuclear lamina; nuclear envelope. Lineage: Eukaryota; Metazoa; Arthropoda; Insecta; Hymenoptera; Formicidae. Gene Ontology annotation, biological process: heterochromatin formation; nuclear pore localization; nuclear envelope organization.
AUCGUCUCGCUUAAUGGCGGCGCGAAACCCGGCUUGUGAUGUGGCGUCAUCGUGUACUCUGACCGUUGGCUGCGCUGUUCCUGACUACCAAUAGUGCGCAUUUAGUUAGCUGCGAGGUGUGUGCGAGUGCGAUCCGAUCGCGGCAGAGAUCCAGGUAGAGAGCGAGGCCAAGUUCUCCAGGUAAACCUCUCGACCUUGUGCACCAUGUCGACGAAAUCGAGCAAGAAGACGGCGGCGGCGGCGGCCGCCGCUGCCGCGGCCGCGGCGGCGUCCUCGGCGGCGACCGCCGCCUCGUCCUCGUCGAGCAGCAUCCAAUCGCCCCCGAGCACGUCGACGCCGAUCGUCAGCCGGCGACCCGGCAGCCCGCUCAGCCCUACGAGGUACUCCCGGCUCCAGGAGAAGCAGGACCUCCAGAAUCUCAACGACCGGCUGGCAUGCUACAUCGAAAAGGUGCGCCACCUCGAGACCGAGAACUCCCGGCUGACCCGGGAGGUGCAGACCACCCAGGAGACGGUCACCCGGGAGGUGACCAACAUCAAGGCCAUGUACGAGCACGAGCUCUCCGAUGCACGGAAGCUCCUCGACGACACCGCCAGGGAACGGGCCAAGCUCGAGAUCGACACCAAACGCCUCUGGGAUGACAACGAGGACUUCAAGAGCAAAUUGGAGAAGAAGACGAAAGACCUGCAGAUAGCCGAAAGAAAUGCGAUGAUCUACGAAACACGUUGCAGUGACUUGCAGUCGCAGUUCAAUCAGUUGCAGGCCGAGCGCAAGAAGCUCGCCGAAAAGGAUCGGGAUUCGGAGAAAGAAAUCGAUCGGUUGAAAGCGUUGCUCGACGAUGCUCGGAAACACCUGGAGGAGGAGACUCUGCAGCGUAUCGAUCUGGAGAACAAUAUUCAGAGUCUCAAGGAAGACAUUAGUUUCAAGGAUCAAGUUUAUCAGCAAGAACUCACGGAGACACGUUCGAGACGACAAGUUGAGAUAUCCGAAAUAGAUGGACGCCUCGCGGAGCAAUACGAGGCUAAGCUGCAACAAUCGCUACAAGAAUUACGCGAUCAAUAUGAGGGACAAAUGCGUGUUAAUCGAGAAGAAAUCGAACUUUUGUAUGAAAAUAAAAUCAAGAAUUUGGCUUCCCAUGCGCAACGUAAUAGUGGAGCUGCCACCAUGGCAGUUGAAGAGUUGAGGCAAACGCGUUCUAGAAUCGAAGGGCUUAAUUCAAGAAUCAACGAGCUCGAAGCGGCCAACAAUUCGCUUAAUGCACGAAUUAGAGAUUUAGAAAAUUUACGAGAAAACGAACGUGCUCGUCAUACGGAAAGCUUAGCCAAUUUGGAAGCAGAAUUAACACGUAUGCGGGAUGAAAUGGCUCAGCAAUUGCAGGAAUAUCAGGAUCUCAUGGAUAUUAAAGUGGCACUUGAUUUGGAAAUUGCCGCAUAUCGUAAAAUGCUCGAAUCUGAGGAGGCUAGAUUGAAUAUCACACCGGCUCAAUCGACAAACACAUCCUUAGCUGGUAGAGUUACGCCGUCCAGACAUACCCCUCUCAGAGGUGGCAAACGAAAACGGACUUUAUUGGAAGAAAGUGAAGAGCGCAGUAGCAGUGAUUACAGCGUUACAGGCACUGCUAGAGGUGACAUAGAAAUUACAGAGGCGGAUCCCCAAGGACGAUUUGUGAAACUCACCAAUAAGGGUGGUAAGGAAACAAGUUUGAGCGGCUGGCAGAUUAUUCGUAAAGCAGGUACUCUCGAAACAGCUUUCAAAUUUCAUCGUACUGCAAAACUCGAAGGAGGUGCUAACGUACUAGUAUGGUCCGCUGAUAUUGGGGCAACACACGAACCACCAUCCAACAUCGUUAUGAAGAGUCAAAAGUGGUUUGUAGCGGAUAACAUGACUACAACUCUGAUCAAUAACGAAGGAGAGGAAAUUGCAACUUCUGAGCGCAAGAGGCAACAGUUGUCCACAACUUUGUCCCGACACAGAGAAGGUAUGGGAUUUCGGCCAUCAGAAGAACUUCAUCAUCAACAGAGCGAUCCCCAAGGUGAAGAGCGUUGCCGUAUUAUGUAAACAUAUAUAAAUUUAUCUCAUAAGCUUAAAUAUAUAUUAUACUCUAAAUUAAUUUUGAUAAAUGAGUCUUGUAUCUCAAAUACUUCUGACAUUAUAUUCUAAGUUAAUUUUCUUUCUGUUAA